Messenger RNA from Toxotes jaculatrix (banded archerfish), 6902 nucleotides. Its product is annotated as chloride channel protein 2-like. Gene Ontology annotation, biological process: transmembrane transport; chloride transport. Lineage: Eukaryota; Metazoa; Chordata; Actinopteri; Toxotidae. Bases 186 to 2897 code for a protein of 903 amino acids. The record is from RefSeq and is a predicted model, not a curated record. Gene Ontology annotation, cellular component: membrane. Gene Ontology annotation, molecular function: voltage-gated chloride channel activity. The transcript is spliced from 24 exons.
AAGGAACUUACUGUAACCGGGACGCACUCUUUAGUCGGAGUUCCCUUUGUGGACUCACGUAUAGAAACUAAAGUCAGUCCAAUGCUUUAAUCACUGCCCACACAGAAAGAUAUCGCUGUCGGUUUCCUCUCAUUUCCAAGCUGAAAACACUUCAUCCAGUCGCCGGGUAGAGACGGAGCAGAGCCAUGGCAGGGGACGGGUCAGAUCAGCGGGCGCUGCAGUAUGAACAAACUCUGAUGUAUGGGCGCUACACACAGGAGCUCGGGGUGUACGCCAAAGAGGAGGCAGCUCGGCUGAGGGAGAGCGGGCAGAGGCGAUCGGUCAGUGAUCGAAGCCGUACCCUGGACCUGCUGGAGUACGACAAGGGACGCUGUGCCAAGUGUCGCAUUUGCACGGUUCGCUGUCAGAAGUUCCUGAUCUCGCGGGUCGGGGAGGACUGGAUCUUCCUCAUCCUGCUGGGACUCCUCAUGGCCCUGGUCAGCUGGGUGGUGGACUUCUGCAUCGCCAUCUGCCUACAAGCACAGAAGUGGAUGUACGGUGGCCUGGACAGUAAUGUGUUCCUGCAGUAUCUGGCCUGGGUCACUUACCCUGUGGUCCUCAUCACCUUCUCUGCCGGCUUCACCCAGAUCCUCGCUCCGCAGGCUGUUGGUUCAGGGAUUCCAGAGAUGAAGACCAUCCUGAGAGGAGUGGUGUUGAAAGAAUACCUCACCUUUAAAACGUUUGUGGCCAAGGUCAUCGGCCUCACCUGUGCUCUGGGCAGCGGCAUGCCCCUGGGCAAGGAGGGUCCGUUCGUACACAUCGCCAGUUUGUGUGCUGCUCUCCUCAGCAAGUUCAUGUCUCUGUUUGGGGGAAUUUAUGAGAAUGAGUCGAGGAACAUUGAGAUGCUGGCAGCAGCCUGUGCUGUAGGAGUGGGCUGCUGUUUUGCUGCACCUAUUGGAGGAGUGUUGUUCAGUAUUGAAGUAACGUCCACAUUCUUUGCGGUGAGGAACUAUUGGAGAGGUUUCUUUGCUGCUACCUUCAGUGCCUUCAUCUUCAGAGUACUGGCUGUUUGGAACAGAGACGAAGAGACCAUCACGGCCCUGUUUAAAACCCGUUUCCGGCUAGACUUUCCCUUUGACCUCCAGGAGCUUCCUGCCUUUGCUGUCAUUGGUAUUGCCAGUGGUUUUGGUGGGGCUUUGUUUGUGUACCUGAACCGACUCAUUGUCCAGUUCAUCAGGAAACAGAAGGCCAUCAACAGAUUCCUCAUGAAAAAACGUCUGCUGUAUCCAGCACUGGUCACUUUACUUGUUUCCACUCUAACAUUUCCCCCUGGCUUUGGACAGUUUAUGGCUGGCAAGCUCACCCAGAAGGAGUCUCUGGUGACACUACUGGACAACCGGACAUGGGCUAAACAGGGCAUUGCUGAGGAGUUUGACUACAACGGACACUCUCAAGCCUGGAAACACCCACAGGUCAACGUCUUCGUCACCCUGGUCCUCUUCAUCGUCAUGAAGUUCUGGAUGUCUGCCCUGGCCACCACCAUCCCAGUGCCCUGCGGAGCCUUCAUGCCAGUAUUUGUCAUUGGGGCAGCUUUUGGUCGUCUGGUUGGAGAAAGCAUGGCAGCCUGGUUCCCAGAUGGCAUUCACACAGAUGGCACCAUCUACCCCAUAGUGCCAGGAGGCUACGCUGUCGUGGGUGCGGCGGCCUUGUCAGGAGCGGUCACCCACACGGUUUCCACUGCCGUCAUCGUGUUUGAGCUGACUGGUCAGAUCUCCCACAUCCUGCCGGUGAUGAUAGCAGUGAUCCUGGCCAACGCCGUGGCCCAGUCCCUGCAGCCCUCCCUCUAUGACUCCAUCAUCAGGAUCAAGAAGCUGCCCUACCUUCCAGAGCUGGGCUGGGGACACCACGAGAAGUAUAAUAUUCGUGUGGAGGACAUUAUGGUGCGGGACGUGCGCUACAUCACUCUCAACUGCUGCUACAGAGACCUGCAUAACGUCCUGCUGACGGGCCACCUCAAGACCCUGGCGCUGGUGGAGUCAGCGGAGUCCAUGAUCCUGCUGGGCUCCAUCGAGCGUGCCCAGCUGCAGUCACUGCUCUCCCAGCAGCUCGGUCGCCCCAGGCGGCUAGAGUACAUCAGGGCGCGAGCUGCAGUGGAGAAGAAACGCCUAUCGGUCGUGUCAAACCCCGGCAGCGAGGACGACAGCCAGCGGGCCAGUCAGGAGGUCCGCUUCCAGAUCUCUACAGAGGAAUCAUCCUUUAGUCCUACUCGUCCAGUCCCUCAGAAGCCCCUCAAACCUGCUCUGAAGAGAUCCUCUGUGGUUGAGCGACCCACCGAGAUCCCAACCCAUCCACAUGAUAAUUCGGGCAUUGCUUUAAAGAACCUGUUCUGUGCCAGUCCAGACACAGAGGGCCUGGAGAAAAACAACAACAUGGAGAGCCCCGCGUCUCCUGAGCUCAGGAAGCCGUCCAAACGAGUCAGGAUAUCCGUCGUGGAUGAUGGAGAUAUGGAGGACGACAUGACCAUCAGAGAGAUUGCAGAGUGGGAGGAGAAGCAGCUUGAUGAGCAGGUCAACUUCAACAACUGCAAGAUCGACCCUGCCCCGUUCCAGCUGGUGGAGCGCACGUCGUUGCACAAGACCCACACCAUCUUCUCCCUGCUGGGCCUCGACCACGCCUACGUCACCAGCAUUGGACGCCUCAUCGGGGUGGUUUCCCUCAAAGAACUUCGCAAGGCCAUCGAGGGCUCUGUGACGGUGAAAGGUGUGAAGGUGCGUCCUCCUCUGGCCAGCUUCCGGGACAGUGGCACCAGCAGCAGUGAGAACGAAGCCACAGAGCUCCACAAGCUGUGGGACCGCCACAAGAGCAUGUCGCUGCCCCGCGAACACACCCCCUCUGAAUCUGAUGAGAAAUCCCAGUGAGGGGAAGCAGAGGAGGAGGGGAAGGAGGAAGAAGAAGAGCAGGUGGAGGAAGAGGAGGAGGAGGAGGAGGAGUGAGGCAUUGAGGUCUUUUAUCCCCCCCAAAGCCACAAACAUGCAAAAAUCCUCAGGGCUUAGGAUCAAUAUUUAAUUCUGGAAAGAGUUCUACUGCUACACCAGCCUCCUCUCAACUCCUCAUCUACUCCUCUCUCUCCCCCUCCACCAUCACUCUGCUUCAUGGACCACCCAGUACUUUCUCCUGGAGCCUUGCACUGACCAAGCCAGACACUCCACAGGAGGGUGGAACACAACUCGACCUGUGCCCUGCUCUCCGUUUUCCCUCGGGAACCCACAGCAGAGCGAAUGUGGAUUAGGGAGGGGGAAAAAAAUGCUCGUUGGUCGAAACCAACAAGGGACUGGGAAUAGGCUGAAAUCUUUUUUUUCUAAAAAGGGAUUUUUUUUUUUUUUUUUUUUUAAGCAGACUUUGUUUAGCUCAUGUAUCCUUAGAGUUCAGAUCAAAGUUUGGACAUGCAAGAGUUAUCUUUUGAACGAGUCUUCCACUUGAGCAGAGAAAUCCAGCAAUGAUGACAAGGAAGAAUAACGUAUGUGUGUACUGUAAGUGUGAAUGAAAAAUGUGAGGGCAUGACGAAGGAAGUAGCAAACGACUAUUUCUUACACAAAUUUUUUAUUGCCUUUAGAGUACAUUUCAGUCUUUGUUUUCCAGCUUGAAUAAUUUAAUUUCUGACUGAUCAGGUGGUCUGGGUUUAACUGGAAUUAGCCAAGGCGCCAUUUCUUUGUAAAAACAAAUUAAGGUUUGACCCACUGUCAAGCAUUGGACUCACAUAGGGACAGAUGCCUUAGUUUCCUGUAUUUUCAUUAUUCCCCUUCUCCUUGCUGUUGUCAUCUCAUCUCAUCAGUACGAGUCUUAAUGGUCAGGUUGAGAGUACAGUCUAUGCAAGCAGACAUGCCUGUAGGCAGCGGCGGAAGCACCUGUAGCCCUUUUCAUAAUGUACACACUCCUUUCAUACCGUAGCUACAGCCUCGUAUCACAAAGACACAUAGAAACACACACAAAGAUUCUGCGGCGAUGCACUCCGAGAGUGGAGGUUUUCUGCUUAUCUAAAUAUAGCUCUUAAUAACUGUUCAGAGAAGGUUGGUUGGGGCGGAUGGAGAGCGCAGGAAGCGAGGGAGGGAGGGAGGGAGGGAGGGAAGGAGGAAGAGCAGGGAGCAAAUGGAUGGCUGAAAGAAUGAAGACAUCAUUGCCUAACCAGCUGCUCCGGGCCCUCUCAUCAAUCUGCCUUUGAUCGCAGUGUUAGCUAACCUCCAUUGCUAUUGGAGACACAGACCACCACCACCGCCGCCGCCACCACCCACCAGCUGUAUGAUGUAAUGGUCCAGGGCUGAGGCAGACUCUGGUCUCAACAUGUAUAACAGAACUACAAGACAAUAUGUGUGAGCAGAAUUAGCUCGAUUAAUGUAGACCAGCAGCCUGAGAGCACUGAAGCGCGAUCCAGUGAGAUGAACUGGUGCAAAGACACAAAAAGGAAAUCCAUAACUGACCAACAGGCCUGAUUCAGAAAUGCAGUUUGACCAUUUAAAACUCACUCAGUUGACCAGGCAAACUCAUUACCGCACAAAAUUAACACUCCGGCUUCUAGCUCAUCAUGAAUGACCGAUAAACCAGGAACUUGAGCCAUUCAUAUUCUGAUGCCAGCAUGGUUUCAGACUCAGAAGCAGCCUCACAUGACAGAUAACGUAUCAGUACAGUGUAUUUAAAAAUUCAUGUCUGCUAUAAUGCUUCAGGCUUGUCAGCGUGCUCUCUGCUCAUCGACAGAAAAACAUUGAUUUGUUUACCCUUCCCUCCAUCCCUCCAUCUUUUCCACUUCCACUUCCAUUUUUUUUUAAAUUAACUUGGCUACUGACCCCAAAUACUGUUUGUGUGUAUUAUAUAUAUAUAAUUUUUUUUUUUUUUUGGACCAGGCAAGGAUGCCCUCUACUCCCCACAGACUUUACGCUACUGUUUUGAUGCCUUAAAAACUCACUCAUGUACCCAGCUUCGUUGUCCUUUUCAGCAUAUGAUGCAUUGCAUGGAUUUUACAUUUGAUGGUGUUUUGUUACACACCACUGAAAGUAAAAUACGGAGAAAUAGCAUGGCUCUGCAUGAGAGUGUGCAUGGUGAUUUGUUUUACGGGAUCAAAAUGUACAAAAAAAAACAAAAAACUAAAGCUUGACAGAAAUGAAAACUGGACAGGUGAAUGACAUUGUCUUAUACUUACCAUCCUGUGCCUGUGCGCAUAUGUAUCCUUACACUGUCUUAUUUUAUACCUAUACCAUCUGAUUAUUUCACUUUGAUUGGCAUCUUCAUUCAUCCAAUGAGCUUUAUCUGUUGCCUGAUUUAAACUGGGGAUGGGUUCUUAGGGUUAGCAAAGUUAUACGUACAGAUUAAUAUAUUUAACAUCAUUCCUGUAAUAUAAAAUCAUAAUUUAAUGUCUUAACCAAUCUGAAAUGGUCGACUAUUCUCUUUUUUGAAAGAGAUUUUGAGGCUUGUCAUGUUUGUUGUAUUUUUUUCCACAUUUGAUGAUUUUUUUAAAUGUUGAUUUUCAUUCUGGCCUUUAUGAUUGUUUGUUUUGUUUUGUUUUUUGACAUGUCUGAAACAUUUCUACGAAGACACUCAUUUCUAAAGUGGAAAUAACACUACCGGGGUGAAGGCCCAUAAGGGCUGCCUUAUAGGAAAACAGAAGAAGUGUAAUUGUGAGGCCAGGAGAAGCUGCACAUUGAAGGGUCCAGCACAUGGUGUGUUAGCGACACGUUCAUUCCACAAGUGCCUGCAUCGGCUCCUCCUCUUCAUCAGCACGAAUAAGCAACCGGCACCAAAGUGUUUGGUUCUGGUUUUCUAGUCAUACGCACGUAGACGAGGCACUUUUCACGCACACAUCCGUACGAAUCUGGAAGCAGGGUUGAUGAUGUGUCUGCACGGUGUGUAAUUAUCACCAUGGCAACCCGUUGUCAUUGCUGCACCAGUGCCUACCCUGCCUCCCACACCCCCACACUCCUACAACCCUGACCCCCACCCGUCCACCCCGGGGACUGACCGAGAUCCACUCGUCUGAUUUGGUUCUGUUCAUUUGUUUGUGCUUCUUCGAUCUUCAUUGUUCUUCCUUCUACCAGAGCCUUCCCUCCGCGGGCUUUCAGAAUUUUUCAUUUCAUUUGCUACCAGACAGAUAUAGGCCGAGGUAGAUGCAUAUUUAUUAGUCUGUAUUAAUCAAAAGUAGAAGUUCAGUUUUUUUUUCCAUUCUUUUUAUGGAUGAUCUACUUGUUGGUAAUCAAUUUGUGCAAUAACGGUUGUUCAUCUCACUUUGUAACCCACUUUUAAUUGAUGACAUGAAUGCAAGAUAACCUUAUUUUUGUAAAGAAACCUGAAAAGUGUAAAAAGAUGUAUGUAUAUGAGGAGAACUGAUGCUCACACAGGAGCUUGAGUGUGAUAAAGUGAUGUUUGGUUUAAGGGGAAGGUUUCCCAGAAGCCUCGGUAAAAGCUGUCAGAAUCUCAGUCGAGUCAGCAUUGAAAUAUUUAAGACACGGCUUGCACCUUUAGGUGUUCGGUUCAAGCAGAAGAAUGGCUUUGACUCCUCAUUUUGGCUCUGGGAAACCUUCUCUGUCUGGUCUGAAAAGGCUCUCUGGUGGAUCCUGCUGCAUGGACCGGCGCUCUCGUACAAGAACCCCGUAAACACUGAUGCCGGAUCAGUUUUACCAGACUCCCCUCUCUAAGCUCUCCUUCAGUCUGAGGGGCUAAGAUAAAACCUGAUCCUCACAUCAGCUGUUGAGGGUUAUCUCUUAUCCAAUCCUUAGGGCUCUUAGGGACUAUACAUUGUACAUAUUAGCGGCCUCCGCUACGGCAAACCACAAGGCCGAACCAGACAGAGCUGAACAAAACCCAGAGCUAUUUUUCACACAGAAAAAUGAAACAUUGUUUUGUAUAUCAGGGAUGAAUAAAUGAGAUUUUAACAAGUA